Rhinocladiella mackenziei CBS 650.93 is the source of this 2520-nucleotide messenger RNA. RefSeq lists its product as uncharacterized. Bases 1 to 2520 code for a protein of 839 amino acids. The record is from RefSeq and is a predicted model, not a curated record. The transcript is spliced from 3 exons. Gene Ontology annotation, molecular function: D-type glycerophospholipase activity. Lineage: Eukaryota; Fungi; Ascomycota; Eurotiomycetes; Chaetothyriales; Herpotrichiellaceae. Gene Ontology annotation, biological process: cell motility; intracellular signal transduction; phosphatidic acid biosynthetic process.
AUGCAGGCUCUUCGUCAAAAACUCAAAGACACCAAACUUCACGACGCCAAAGUCGAAGCCAUUCAUUUCAAGAACAAGAUAGGCAAGCUGAAAAACCUCGUCAAUAAAAAUCAUCGACAUGACGAGGAACAUGAGCAAGCGACCGAUCACAAGAGGACCGAGAUUUGUGACAAACAUCGUUACAAUUCCUUCUUCCCCGAGCGAGACAACAACAAGAUCAAAUGGUAUGUCGACGGCCGCGACUACAUGUGGGCCGUCUCCGUUGGGCUCGAAAAUGCCAAAGAGACCAUUUACAUUGCGGACUGGUGGCUUUCUCCUGAAUUGUUCUUGCGCCGCCCUCCUUUCUUCAACCAGGAAUGGCGUCUCGAUCAAACUAUCAAGCGUGCAGCGGCGCGCGGCGUCCAGAUCUAUGUAAUUGUCUACAAGGAGGUUCAACAAGCUUUGACCUGCAAUUCCGCCCACACCAAACAUGCUCUGAGAGCUCUCUGUCCAGAGGGGACUCCUGGUCAUGGAAAUAUCCAUGUCCUUCGUCAUCCAGACCACAAUGUGUUCGAAAAUUUUGGCGACAUGACAUUCUACUGGGCCCAUCAUGAGAAAUUCAUAGUCAUCGACUAUCAUCUGGCCUUCAUUGGAGGCUUGGAUCUGUGUUAUGGAAGGUGGGAUGUUCGCCAGCAUCUCCUUGCUGAUGUCCAUCCAUCUGGUGUCGUCAACGAAAUUUUCCCCGGUCAAGACUUCAAUAAUAACAGGAUCAUGGACUUCCAUACGGUGCAAGAUUGGUCGAAUAAUGAACUUGACAAGACCGAUUACGGUAGAAUGCCCUGGCACGAUGUGGCCAUGGCAUUGGUCGGAGAGUGCGUCGUUGACAUCGCAGAGCAUUUUGUCCUCAGAUGGAAUUUUAUCAAGCGCGACAAAUAUAAGCGAGACGAGGAUGUCGACUAUCUGUGCAUGACCACGAGGUCCAAGGCAGACGGUUCAAACCCGGAUGAAGAUCUCAUUGCCAUCCAGAGACCCAAACAUCCUGUUGGCAAGUAUAUUGAGCAUCCCUUGAGUCCCUUGGAGGGCAAGGGCCUCCAGAAUGCCGGCUCUGUCCACGCUCAAGUUGUUCGCAGCAGCGACGAUUGGAGCAGCGGAAUUCUGGUGGACCGUAGCAUUCAAAAUGCAUAUGCAGAAGUGAUCGAACAUGCUCAACAUUAUGUUUACAUCGAAAACCAGUUCUUUAUCACAGCGACCGGUGACCACCAAGCCCCCAUCCACAACACCAUCGGUCGAGCAAUCGUGAAUGCCUGCGUCCGGGCUGGAAAAGAAGGCCGAAAAUUUAGAGUUAUCAUCAUCAUUCCUGCUAUUCCUGGGUUUGCUGGUGACCUUCGUGACGAUGCAGCCAUUGGUACCAGGGCGAUCAUGGAUUACCAAUACAAGAGUAUCCAUCGCGGCGAACAUUCAAUCAUGGGCCAAAUUAAAAAAGCCGGGCUCGACCCUCACAAGUACAUAUUCCUCUUCAACCUGCGCGCCUAUGAUCGUAUUAACAAGACUCCCGCUCUCAUUCAGCAAGAAAAAGACUCUGGAGUCUCCUACCAAGAACUGCAGCGCGCUGAAGCGGAGGAGAUUAUGAGCACAGGCAUCCAUGGCUACGAAGGCGAGAAAACCGAGAAAGAAUCUCGUGGCGCCGGCCACUCCGUGAGCGAAGAGGAGCAACACCGCAUCAUCGACCGCAAACGCCAGUUCGAAGCCGCUCGGAAGAAACUGGACGUCAAAGACCCCGUCACGUCGGCGGAAUCGAUCGCUGAAGAUGCCAUGGCAGAGGGUGGACUCGUGAGCGAAGAACCCUGGGAAGGAGAUCCAGAGGCUGAAAAGGAUAACUUCGUACAAGAGGAAUUAUACGUGCACGCAAAGCUGCUGAUUGCCGACGACAAGACCGUGAUAUGUGGUUCAAGCAACCUCAAUGAUCGCUCUCAGCUUGGCUCGCACGAUUCGGAAAUCUCCAUCGUCAUGACCGACACCAAGAUCCUCGAAUCGACGAUGGACGGCAAAGCCUACCAAGCAGGCUAUCACGCCGCAACCCUCCGUCGACACCUAUGGCGUGAGCACUUGGGCACGAUCGGGGCACAAGGCGUCGAUGCGUCCAAAGAUCCCAAUGCACAACCUCCCACCGUUUGCAUGAACGAAGAAUACAGUGGCGAAGAGUGGGAAUUUGUCGCGGACCCGUUGAGCGACGCCCUCUGGGAGAAAUGGACCACCCAGGCCACCGUCAACACCGACAUUUACCGACACUUGUUCCGCGCCGAUCCUGACAACAACAUCAGGACCUGGGACGACUACGACAACUUUGCCCCACGCAAGACCAUCAAGCAGGGCCAUCUGCACGAUCCCCAUAUGCCUGUCGAACUGGUACGUAAGGAACUUGACAAGAUCAGAGGCCACUUGGUCUGGAUGCCAUUGGAUUUCUUGUGCGAGGAGGAAAUGGCAGAGAAGGGAUUACAAGUCAAUUCGUUCACCGAGGUGAGUGGAACUCCCGUGAUCUAA